CUGUCGGGUCUCCUCCCCUGCCGGAAUUGCGCGCCCCGGAGCCCGGGGCCUCCGGCGCUGUGCCCACCCCGCUCCAGCUCGCGUCUCCCGACUCCAAUUAGAACAGCCCGACGGCCAUGGAGGCCGAAGAGACGAUGGAAUGCCUUCAGGAGUUCCCUGAACAUCAUAAAAUGAUCCUGGACCGAUUGAAUGAACAGCGAGAGCAGGACCGGUUUACUGACAUCACCCUGAUUGUCGACGGACACCAUUUUAAGGCCCACAAGGCUGUUUUGGCUGCUUGCAGCAAGUUCUUUUACAAAUUCUUUCAGGAGUUUACUCAGGAACCUUUGGUGGAGAUAGAAGGUGUUAGUAAAAUGGCCUUUCGUCAUUUGAUUGAGUUCAGAUAUACAGCAAAAUUAAUGAUACAAGGAGAAGAAGAAGCCAACGAUGUAUGGAAAGCAGCAGAGUUUCUACAAAUGCUUGAAGCUAUCAAAGCCCUUGAAGUCAGGAACAAAGAAAACUCAGCUCCACUAGAGGAAACUACCACAGGAAAAAGUGAAGCAAAAAAAAGAAAGAUUGCAGAAACUUCAAAUGUUAUCACGGAGUCAUUGCCGUCUGCAGAAUCUGAACCUGUUGAAAUCGAGGUGGAGAUUGCUGAAGGCACAAUCGAAGUGGAAGAUGAAGGCAUUGAAACAUUAGAGGAUGUGGCUACUGCCAGGCAGUCCAUAAAGUAUAUUCAGAGCACAGGUUCCUCUGAUGAUUCCGCUCUGGCAUUAUUGGCAGAUAUCACCAGCAAGUACCGUCAGGGUGAUAGAAAAGGGCAGAUUAAAGAUGAAGAUGGCUGUGCCUCUGACCCCACAAGCAAACAGGUAGAAGGUAUUGAAAUUGUGGAACUUCAGCUGUCACAUGUGAAGGACUUGUUCCAUUGUGAGAAAUGUAAGCGUUCAUUUAAAUUGUUUUACCAUUUUAAGGAACACAUGAAAUCACACUCCACUGAGAGUUUCAAGUGUGAAAUAUGCAAUAAAAGGUAUCUUCGGGAGAGCGCGUGGAAACAGCACCUCAAUUGUUACCACCUUGAAGAAGGUGGAGUCAGUAAGAAGCAAAGAACUGGGAAAAAUAUUCACAUAUGUCAGUACUGUGAGAAACAGUUUGACCACUUUGGACAUUUUAAAGAGCAUCUUCGAAAGCAUACAGGUGAAAAACCUUUUGAAUGUCCGAAUUGUCAUGAACGAUUUGCUAGAAAUAGCACCCUGAAAUGUCACCUGACUGCAUGCCAAACUGGAGUGGGGGCAAAAAAGGGAAGAAAGAAGCUUUAUGAAUGUCAGGUCUGUAAUAGUGUGUUUAACAGCUGGGACCAGUUCAAAGAUCACUUGGUAAUACACACUGGAGAUAAACCCAACCAUUGUACUUUGUGUGACUUGUGGUUUAUGCAAGGAAAUGAAUUAAGGAGGCAUCUCAGUGAUGCUCAUAAUAUUUCAGAGCGUCUAGUAACUGAAGAAGUUCUUUCAGUAGAAACACGUGUGCAAACUGAACCUGUGACAUCAAUGACUAUUAUAGAACAAGUUGGGAAGGUGCACGUGUUACCAUUGCUUCAGGUUCAAGUGGAUUCAGCACAAGUGACUGUGGAACAGGUCCACCCAGAUCUGCUCCAGGACAGCCAAGUGCACGAUUCACAUAUGAACGAGCUUCCAGAACAGGUCCAGGUAAGUUAUCUAGAAGUGGGUCGAAUUCAGACUGAAGAAGGUACCGAAGUACAUGUAGAGGAGCUGCAUGUUGAACGGGUAAAUCAGAUGCCAAUGGAAGUACAAACUGAGCUUCUAGAAGCAGACUUGGAUCAAGUGACCCCUGAAAUCAUGAACCAAGAGGAGAGAGAGCCUACCCAAGCAGAUGCUGCUGAGGCGGCCAGAGAAGAUCACGAAGAUGCUGAGGGUUUAGAGACCAAAUCAACGGUGGAUUCCCAAGCUGAAAAGUCAGGAAAUGAGAACAGAACACCUAUGCCAGUUUUAGAAUGAAA
Messenger RNA from Mesoplodon densirostris (Blainville's beaked whale), 1993 nucleotides. Its product is annotated as zinc finger protein 131-like. The transcript has 2 exons. Gene Ontology annotation, molecular function: DNA-binding transcription factor activity, RNA polymerase II-specific; RNA polymerase II cis-regulatory region sequence-specific DNA binding; protein binding. Gene Ontology annotation, biological process: regulation of transcription by RNA polymerase II. The record is from RefSeq and is a predicted model, not a curated record. Gene Ontology annotation, cellular component: nucleus. The coding region runs from base 117 to 1991 and encodes 624 amino acids. NCBI's taxonomy places the organism in Eukaryota, Metazoa, Chordata, Mammalia, Artiodactyla, Ziphiidae.